AUGAAUUUAAAACUAUUCGUGAAUAAUAUUAAUAAAUAGAAACCAAGCUAUUAAAAUGUUAACAAUCCCAGAAGAAGCUUCACAAGAAAUCGAGAAAAGAAUCGCUGAUUUCAGUGAUGAUAACUCACAUACCAUAUUUCUUGUGGGAAGCAAAUCUGUGGGUAAAACAACUCUACUGAAUUCUUUCCUGGAUAAGACCGAUACGCCACGUGAAACAUUAGUGUUGGAAUACUCAUUUGGUCGAAAAUCAAAUCAAAGACAAGCAAUCGAAAAGAUGUUAUGUCACGUAUGGGAAUACGGUGGUAAAUUGGAUAAUAAUAUGUUAAAUACUAUCGUCGCGUCAGUUUUAAGCCACGGAAAUAUUUUUUUCUGCAUCAUGGUUGAUUUAAGCAAAAUAAAAACUAUUUGGAAUACUUUAGAGAUUUGUUUAGAAGCAGUACCUAAAACGUACAAAGAAUCUGAAAUCUCAUCAGAGCUAAUCAUAAUAUGCGGCAAAUAUGAUCUUUUCAAAAAUUAUGACAGUGACAUAAAGAAGUUUAUAUGCACAACCCUUAGAAGCGUGGCUUUGAUCUACAAUGCUCAUUUACUAUUUUAUUCAUCGAAAGAACCGCAGUUAGCAAAACGAGCAAAAGAAUUAUUUCAUAACAUUGGCUUUGGUACUUUUUCUUCAUUUAAGGAUAAAAAUACGAAUUUUGCUAAACCGUUGGUUAUUUCGAAUAAAACGGAUUCUUGGGAGAGCAUCGGAUUACCAACAUCCACAAUAGAAGAGAUAAAACUACGGCACCUAUCACGAAUUCCCCCUGAAGCUCAUGUCGAGGUAACCGAAGUAGUAAAGGCACCCCGGCAUACGCAUCCUGAACCAGUACUAGAUGCAAAAGUCACUCUAAAAUAUGAAGAAUUGCGCAAUUUGCCGACACUUGAUAUCUCCAUAGACGAUUAUUUGGUUGGAAUAAAAUAA
Molecule: messenger RNA, 958 nt
Organism: Achroia grisella
Lineage: Eukaryota; Metazoa; Arthropoda; Insecta; Lepidoptera; Pyralidae
Product: cytoplasmic dynein 2 light intermediate chain 1
Exons: 4
Coding region: 56-958 (300 amino acids)
Biological process (GO): intraciliary retrograde transport; intraciliary transport involved in cilium assembly
Cellular component (GO): axoneme; cytoplasmic dynein complex; ciliary basal body
Molecular function (GO): dynein heavy chain binding
Source: RefSeq, a predicted model, not a curated record